AUGGUGUCUCCCAAGCUCAAAAUAGCCAUCGCUGGCCUGGGUCGCAUGGGCGCUCGCCACGCCAUGCACUUUUAUGGAUUGACCCCACGAGCAGAAAUGAUCGCUGCAUCAACGCCAGAGCCCAAAGAAAUUGCAUGGGCAGAGACCGCUCUUCCUGGAGUUCGCACUUACCUCGAUUACGAUGAGAUGCUUCGAGAAGAGACCAAGAAUGGUCUGCAAGCUGUCGUCGUGGCCUCAGCUACCACUGUCCAUGCUGAACAGGCAAUUAAAGCAAUCCAAUUGGGUCUCCAUGUGCUCUGUGAAAAGCCAUUGAGUACGAGUGCAGAGAUCUCCGAAUCGGUCGUGACAGCAUAUCGGCAGUCGAUCAAGAAACACCCCUCUCAAAAGGUUAUCUGCGGAUUCUCCAGACGGUUCGAUGCUUCGUACCGCGACGCCUUCGACAAGAUGCAGUCGGGACUCAUUGGAACCCCAACCGUUUUCCGCUCCCAGACAUGCGAUAAGUUGGAUCCUACGGGGUUUUUCGUUGAGUAUGCCCAAUUUUCCGGCGGUAUCUUCGUCGACUGCUCCAUCCAUGACAUUGAUCUCGCUCUUUGGUUCUUCGGCGAAGACAGUACAGUGAAGAGCGUGGCAGCAGUGGGCAUAACCGCUAUUUCGCCCGAGCUGAGAAAAUACAACGAUCGGGAUAAUGCGGUUGGAAUCAUCGAAUUUUAUGGGGGAAAGAUCGCCCAACUAUUCUGUAGCCGUAUGAUGGCGGCGGGUCAGGAAGACACCACGGAAAUCACCGGCACUGCUGGCAAACUGGCCAUCAACACCCAACCCAUUUCGAACCUUGUGAACAUUUAUGAAUCUACCGGUAUCCGACGAGAGAUCCCUCCUCACUACUAUGGUCGCUUCCGUGAAGCCUUUAUCACAGAAGCCAACGAGUUCACGGCUUGCUGUUUGGACGACACGGAGCCUCCCAUGAAGUUAGAAGGUGCCGUGAAUGCCGUUCGGAUAGGGCAGGCAUUGCAAGAGAGCCUGAUUACGGGAGAAAAGAUCAAGUUUGGUGAAAAUGGUCGGAGAAUCGACGAGAGAUUCCGGGCACGACUGUAG
Messenger RNA from Rhinocladiella mackenziei CBS 650.93, 1092 nucleotides. RefSeq lists its product as uncharacterized. Lineage: Eukaryota; Fungi; Ascomycota; Eurotiomycetes; Chaetothyriales; Herpotrichiellaceae. The record is from RefSeq and is a predicted model, not a curated record. The coding region runs from base 1 to 1092 and encodes 363 amino acids. Gene Ontology annotation, molecular function: nucleotide binding; oxidoreductase activity. The transcript has a single exon. Gene Ontology annotation, biological process: NADPH regeneration. Gene Ontology annotation, cellular component: cytoplasm.